Lytechinus pictus (painted urchin) is the source of this 13995-nucleotide messenger RNA. RefSeq names its product scavenger receptor cysteine-rich domain-containing group B protein-like. The coding region runs from base 412 to 1368 and encodes 318 amino acids. NCBI's taxonomy places the organism in Eukaryota, Metazoa, Echinodermata, Echinoidea, Temnopleuroida, Toxopneustidae. The record is from RefSeq and is a predicted model, not a curated record. The transcript is spliced from 4 exons. Gene Ontology annotation, cellular component: membrane.
CUUGGACUGGUUGGUGGAAAUUCUGAUAAUGAGGGCCGCUUGGAAGUCUUUUAUAAUGGAGAGUGGGGAACAGUGUGUGACAGGAAUUGGGACAUAACUGAUGGAAGAGUAGCUUGUCACCAGCUUGGCUAUGAGGGAGUGGAGAAGGUUGGUCUUGAUUUUGGUGAAGGAACAGGAAAGAUCUGGUUACAAAAUGUCCACUGCACUGGUACAGAAGAUAUACUACAAGAGUGUCAAAAGGAUGGUUGGGGAGUUCACAGUUGUGACCAUUCCAGGGAUGUUGGCAUAAGGUGCUCUCUCCGUUAUGACGAAGGAGCCUUGAGACUCUCAGGUGGAACAAUCGAAACUGAGGGUCGAGUUGAAAUCUACCACAACGGUGAGUGGGGUACUGUGUGUGAUGACCUAUGGGAUAUGACUGAUGGUGCAGUAGUUUGCAGACAGCUUGGUUACCCAGGGAUACUGCUGUCAUAUGACGCAGCUCAUUUUGGCAGAGGAUCUGGGACCAUUUGGCUUGAUGAUGUGCAGUGCAGAGGCACAGAAGAAAAGCUGACUGAUUGUUCCCACAAUGGUUGGGAAAACCACAAUUGUCAGCAUUCAGAAGAUGCCGGUGUCAAAUGUUCAUCAACCUAUACUGCAGAAGUGCGAUUGGUCAAUGGCCCUACAGAACAAGAAGGACUCCUCAAAAUCUUCUAUAAUGGUCAGUGGGGGAGUGUUUGUGAUGAUGACUGGGAUGAUGUGGAUAGUCAGGUUGUUUGCAGACAGUUAGGAUUCUCAGGGAAAGCAGGCUACUUCACUGCUGAUACAAGAGGGUACACGACAGGUACAGGAGAGAUAUGGCUUGAUUCUGUGACCUGUUCUGGAGAUGAAGAGAAAUUGGAGUUCUGCAAUCACAACGGAUGGGGAAACCAUGACUGUACUCAUAUAGAAGAUGUUGGUGUAUCAUGCUCAGUUUCAGGUGGUGGUCUAUCUGGUGGUGCAAUAGCUGGAAUCGUCAUUGGUUCUUUAGUUGGAUUAUGUUGCUUCUAUUGCUGUUGCUUAAGAAAAGAGAAGAAGAAACCUCCAAAUGUGGUGUUAGUGAGCAACACAAGAAUUGAAGGACCAUUGGAAUUGGGGAAUAUCACAAGAGCAACCGAUGAGGACACUGCUCAAUCCAAUGGGACAUCCAUUCCUGAGAAUCCCACCAAUCUGGAUGCAAGUUUACCUGAGCUCCCACCUCCAUCGUACGAUGACAUUGGGAAAUAUUCAUCAUAUGGUGACCCAGAUAUUGCCUACCCUUCAGCACCCCCUUCCAUGCUAUACCCAGAUUCUGCCCAAUACUCUUCUAGUGAUGUGACCCCAUCUGCACCCCCUGCUUACUCAGACAGCUAAUCCUUCAAGAUACAUCAAAAUAGAUUUUACUCUACAUUUUAUGCAAAAAUAAAUUCUUAUCACAAAAUGCCCAACUAUUAGGUUGUUUUAAUUACUUGAUAUCUAUAAUUUAUGUACAUGUUAUCUGUCAAUAUUGAGAACUUGAAGGAAAAUGUAAUUUUUAUGUGGGAUUUACUCAUUUAUUUAAUGGAUUUUAAAGCCUCUGCCCGCCACAGGUGGUUAUUCGUAUUAGUAAUCAUGUUGAUUACCGGUACUAUAUUUUUUGGUAUAUAUUAUUUUUCAUAUUUGAAUUUAUGUUAUAUUUAAUUGAUUUCAAAAUAUGUGAAUGAAUAUUAUAUAGGUUGCAAAAAAUACUCCAAUUUCAAUUUCCUCUAAACAGGAAAAAGUAAAUACCAUUUGUCUUCGGCUGUUGCUGGGGAAACCAACUUCACAACUUAUAAAUAAUCAUGAAUGAUGGGAGAAUAUUUUAAUGAACUUAAAGUGACUUUAACUGACAGUCAAAGCAUUAUAAUUUAUUGUUGUACUUUUUGCUGUCGGAUUUUGAUUACCUUUGAGAGACUAGUUCAUAAAUGAUAUUUCUUGGUUUGUGUCAAGUAGGGUAAGGCCUGUUAAGCAACUGGAUCAUGAAUGGUGAUGCUGUGCUUCAAGUUGUUGACAUAAUGAGUGACUUGCUGUUAUAGACAGAGAUGAGCCUUGUCUAUAAGCAUAGAAAGUUUUUAGGUUUGACUGCAUUGAUAUUGACACAGAAUCCCAUGUGAUGCUUCUCUUUGGUGUUUUUUGCCUGUAGAUUUGAAAUCUUGCAUAGUUUCUGUGACAUUUUGUCAGGAAAAUUUGGAUGGGCUGUGCAUUGCAUUUGUGCUGAGUGACCUGUGUUGCUUUGGCUUGAAUAUGCAGAUCAGUUGGUUAAUAUCCAUUAUUAUUAAAAUGUUUUAAAUCUUUGUGAUAAGUAAAAUUUAAUCUUUUGCUCUCAAAGAAAAAUCCAAAGAGUUACCUCAACAAUUUUGGCUGCUAACAGCUGCCUUCUUCAGCGAAGACCGAAGUCACCCCAUUUGACCUAGUUAUAUAGUGAUCGAUUAAUUGGGUCGUAAACUAGAGUAUGCAGCUACAGAUGGUUGAGAUUUUCUUGAAUGAUCAUCAUAAUGAAGAUGAAUUGAGAUUGAGCUGACAUCAUUUACUUUUAUCAUUAACUCUUUGUGCGCUAGACCAUUUGCAGUAAUGGAAACCAUGCAUUGCAUGUCAGACCCAAAAUUGCCCACAAAACAUGAUCGUGUAUAAAAAUCCUAUGCAAUUCUGGAAAUAGCUAAAAUUGAGAAAUGUAUCAUUUUUGUCUCACCUGCAUAGCAGAGUGAGACUAUUUGCGUCGCUUUUCCAACGGCAGCGAGACGGCGACGGCGUCAACACCAAAUCUUAACCUGAGGUUAAGUUUUUGAAAUGGCAGCAUUACUUAGAAAGUAUAUAGACCUAGUUCAUGAAACUUGGCCAUAAGGUUAAUCACGUAUUACUGAACAUCCUGCCUGAGUUUCAUGUCACAUGACCAAGGUCAAAGGUCAUUUAGGGUCAAUGAACUUAGACCAUGUUGGGGGAAUCAACAUCAAAAUCUUAACCUAAGGUUAAAUUUUUGAAAUGUCAUCAUAACAUAGAAAAUGUAUGGACUUAGUUCAUGAAACUUAUACAUAAAAUUAAUAAAGUAUCACUGAACAUCCUGCAUGAGUUUCACGUCACAUGACCAAGGUCAAAGGUCAUUAAGGGUCAAUGAACUUUGGCCGAAUUGGGGGGUACAUGUAUCUGUUGAAUUACCAUCAUAACUUUGAAGGUUUAUGGAUCUGAUUCAUGAAACUUGGACAUAAUAGUAAUCAAGUAUUACUGGACAUCCUGUGUAAGUUUCAGGUCACAUUAUCAAGGUCAAAGGUCAUUUAGGGUCAAUGAACUUUGGCCAAAUUUGGGUAUUUGUUGAAUUACCAUAACUUUGAAAGUGUGUUGGUCUAGUUCAUAAAACUUGGACAUAAGAGUAAUCAAGUAUCACUGAACAUCCUAUGCGCAUUUUAGGUCACAUGACCAAGGUCAAAAGUCAAUGAACUUUGGCCAUAAUGGGGGUAUCUGUAGAAUUACCAUCAUAACUUUGAAAGUUUAUGGAUCUGACUCGUGAAACUUGGACAUGUAAGAGUAAUCAAGUAUCACUGAACAUCCUGUGCGAGUGUCAGGUCACAUGAUCAAGGUCAAAGGUCAUGUAAGGUCAAUGAACUUUGGCCACGUUUGGGGUAUUUGUUGAAUUACCAUCAUAUCUCUGUAAGGGUAUUGGUCUAGUUCAUAAAACGUGGAAAUAAGAGUAACCAAGUAUCACUGAACAUCUUGUGUGAGUUAUAGUGGUUUUCAAAAUCAGCACUGCUGCUAUAUUGAAUCGCGUGAUGCAGGUGAGAACGCCAGAGGCAUUCCACUUUUUAUUUUUACCGAUUAAAUGAAAUAGAUGGCAUGUUAGUUUUAACUGAAACAGUGUUGCCCACGAUUUUCAUCAAAAAAAGAAAUGAUGAAAAGCACAAAGUCGAAAAAAACAAGGAAAUACAUAAAGAAAUAAAAAAACAAAGUACAUAAUAAAAAGAAGGAAACUGACAUUUUCUUGGUAUACCUUUGACAAUUUUCUCAUGUCCAGACCAAAAUUUAGCAGUUCUGGGGCUAUACAUGUAAAGAUAAACUGCCAAAUUAUGAUUUUGUGCAAUGAUUAUGAUAAUUAAAAAUGAAUUUUAAUAAUAUAGGUACAAUUGAAAUCUAGAGGUUACAUGUACGUCAUGGGUGUGGGUAACGUGCAUCCCAAUUUUCGUUCCGAUCGUCCAAUAAACGACCAAGAUCUGGAGGGAGGGGCUGAUUUUGACCCCCCUCCCCCCCGAUAUGCAUCUUUAAAACAGCCCAGCUAUGUAGGGUUAAGGUACUCCUGCAGUAUGUAUUGUUGGGCAUAAGCUUGGUAAUGUUUCACAAAGAUAUUAGGCUUGUAGUCUCUCUCUGUAGUAGUCUUUCACUACAAUGUUUUAUUCUAUGAAAAUAUUUUUGGUUGGUAUUUGAGUUGUCAGUGAACAUUGUUGAAAUAUAAAACUGUGCAAGCCAUUUGAGGUAAUCUUUGUUGUGUGUCGGGGUAGAUAAACAAAAUAUGUGCAAUUUUAAACAUCCUGAUCAUAAAAUGAAUCGUCAUGUUUAUGUAUACUCAUGCUGUAGUCACUGCUGACCUGAGACAGAUCAAAGCUUCAUGAAUCACUUUAUUUUGAAUAGCAUAUUGUCUAUUGGUUUGUAGUUGCUAUGCUUUAGUCACUACUGAUUCAGGACAAUCCGAUCCAUCCUCGUGAUAAUUCUGCAACGCAAAAAGCUGGUGCCACAUUAUUCCAUAACUCUCACACAUUUGAGAUCGGUGUGACGAUCUGAAAUUGAGCAACAUUUCUUAAGAUGUAAGAGAUAUAGGCCUCUGUCUGACCCAAGAUUACUUUUAAAUAUAUUAAUUCAAGUACAAAAUCCAAUGCAAAAUGUGUUUCAUAAAUGAGGUAAUGUUUAUACUUUUGUUGAUUAAACUCAAUUACUUUGUCUAAUUAAUAAUCAAAAUAAAGACGACCCACCCCCCCCCAAAAAAAAAAAAUGAAUGAAUAAAAAAAGUAAAAAUGAUAAAAAAAGACAAAGAACAAGUUAAUAUAUAAGAAAAAAAAACCAAAAUAUUGUACCACUGCAAUUUUUUGUGGCGUUUGCGUGAUUGGCAGUGAUGGGGGGGGGGGGGGAUCCAACCCUGUGAGAUACAACCUGGCUCUCGUAGGGUUAAAAUAAAGUACACUUGAAUAGGAUUUUGAUAGCCUGGAUGAUCUUGUGUAAAGUUUCAAGUUUAUUUUUAUUGAUUUCAAAUCCAAACAUAAAGAUAAAUGAAAUUGUCAGACCAAGCAAACUUGAGAAGUAUGGCAGCAAAAAAAAAAAAAAAGGAAAGUUCCUUGCGAAUGGAUUUUUAUGUUCUAGGAAAGAAAAGUUGUUUUUUACUGUUGAGAGUAAUACUUACUGUCGUGGGGAAUGUAUGUGUAAACAAAAGCUUUUCACAUACAUGGACAAAAAAUUGUUUCACCAAAAUAAUGCCACAUUUUGAAAUUGGGGAAGUGUUUUUACUGACCAGGGUGGUGUUUCACAAAGAUUUAAGUAUGACUUAGAGUCGCACUUAAAUACCGAGUUGCGUACAGUAUAAAAGGCUGGACCGCUCUGGUAGAUCGUGUCAUGAGGACGUGCACCACUGCAUAUCUAUCAAUAAGAUCGUACGUUGCAUAUCAUGUAGCGCCGCCAUUUAAGUGCGACUUAAAGUCAUACUUAAAUCUUUAUGAACAUGUAAUGUACCUCUUAUUUUAAAGUGGAACAGAUUUCUUUGGUCCUUAAAGAUUCUGAUUUAGGCAAUAUAUUAUCAGCUUGAGGUGCUCUUUACAAAGAACAAAUUUGUUGAUGUAAUAAUCAUUGUCAUAUUACAGAUUCAAUUUUUUCUCUCUUGCCACCUCUUUGAAUUUAGUAGCUUUGGAAAGUGACUUUAAAGUCGGAUUAAUACACUGUGAGAUAGAAAGUGUAUUUCAACUUGUAAUUUUGUAAACUUUUUCAACUCGUUUCAAACCAUUCUUGCCCAUAUAAUUUGCCUUUUCAUUAUAUUGCCCAAAUUUACAUUGUAAUGGGGGGGGGGGGAUUGACCCCCUCAACAAUUUUUGUGACUACACCACUGCGCAAAUUUUGUUUACCACACCACUCACUAAUUUCUACUUUCAAUUCUUGCGCAACUUUUAAAGACCAAAUUCGCGACGACUGGGAAAGCGGUUUCAAUUGCAAAUUGCUCAGAUAUGUAAUUUCUUGUAUAAAGUCAAUGCAAAUUGUGUUUUUAACCACAAAUCAUAAAGGUAUGAUUUUAAUAAUGCUGGAUUUUAUUGAAUUUAUAUUGGGCUAUUUAUAAUCACAAAAGAGUCCUUAACAAAUUCAUCAAAAACAAUGAAAAACAAAAAAGUAAAAAAAGAAAAAGAUUUUUGUCAGAAAUUUAAACAUUGAUAUUUUCAUCAAAGAUUAGCAUUGUACUAGCUAUUAAAAAGUGAGUUAAAGGCAAAAACAAAAUUUCAGACACUAAUGUGCAUCAUAAAGUUUUUUGCAUGAUUGCUCAAUCAGUGGGGUUAAAUCGACCCCUCCCACCCCCCCCCUCUAGAAUAUGCUGGUCUGAAAUAGUCCAAUUAAAUUAGGGUUACAUUUUUUUAGUUCUCUUUAGGGAUACCAUUAUUGUGAUUAUCAUAUAUACAUGAUAUUAGAUCUACCUCUUUUUCCCUCUCUCUCUCUUCACAAAUCAAAAUCUAUAUUAUCCAUCGUAGAUUGUGGCAAUUAUAUUAUUGAGUAAAUGUUAUAUUUUUAUAUGAAUGUACUUUUCAUUGUUUGUACUUUAUAUAUUAAGAUUUUCUGUGUAAUAUAUACAUAUAUAUAUAUAUAUAUGCGUAAAAAAUUUUCAUGAAAAUUAUUAACAGUAAUCUUAAGCUGCUUUUAUGGUACUUAAAGUUUUUGGAUAUGCUUAUACUACAAACAAGUAUUUUGACUUUAUUUAUAUUUUCAUAUUUAGGGGCUUGUCAUUAAAGGCUGUGUAAGUUUCAGGUAAAUUUGUAUGGGCAGCCAUGAGGCAAAAAUUAAACCACUGAGAUAGUGGAGUGUAUUAAAGCUACCUACAUGUAAUAGCUGGCUAAUUUUUAUGAGUCAAAGAACAAAGCGACCAAGAUAUUACACAAGUGAUAGAGAUUACCAAAUGUUCAAAAUGUGUCGUAACAGGAAGCCGGAUAAAGCGGGUUAAUUUCAUCUCAACUUUUACAAGCCUGUUUCAUUGCGCAGGCUUUAGGAAGACAACAUUAGGAUGUCCGCCCAUACACAUGUAUAGCAGGGGCGUCGAAAUGUAGGGCGAAUGCCUUCCUUCGCUUGGUAAAGUAGUACAAAACAAAAACAGAGGAGAAAAUGAUGACAAAGAAAAAGAGAAGGAGAAAAUGAAUAGAGACUAGGUCCUAUCAAGAAGUCAGAUAUGGAUUGUGUGUGUAUACAGUGCGUCCCACAAAAAACGAAACCAAGAUUUAUCGAAGAUUUAUCAUAACUUAAUCACAAGUACAAUAGACAAAUGACCUACCAUUUUAAAGCUUAGAAUCUCCUCUUUCAUCUGAAAUUACUUAGAUUUACUUAGAUUUUUUCUCAGUCAUGCAUGAGUGAGCAAAAACAAUUUGAAAAGGGGAUACCAAAAAGUCACUUGGCGGGCUGUAUCUAGGUAUUAAAAAGAAAACACAAUUUUUAAAAAGUUCAAUAUCUACUCUUUAAUUUGAUACCUCAAUUACAGAAAAUGAUCAAGAAAUAACAAAGUUCGGGUUAUUUGAAAUAAGGCUUGAAUUUCAAUAAUUUCAUAAAAUGAAGAGGUUUUACAGGCUGGCGUUCAAACUCACUCGACACUCUGUUUUGUUGACGAUCAGCCAUGCAUUUAGUCUUUUGUUACCGUGCGAUAGCCUCUGUGGGAAACCAGAGAAAACAUGUUUAUUUAAUGAAAUUAUGGAAAUGCAAGCAUUGUUUCGAGGGAUCAUAACUUUUCUACUUCUUGACCAUUUUCUGUAUUUAAGUUUAAAAGAAAAGAGCAGAUAUUGAACUUUUUAGUCAUGUGAUUUUCUUUUUGAAAUUCAGAUACCCCCCGCCAAAUGAGUUUUUGGCAUCCUUUCUUCGAGUUGUUUCUGCUCACUCAUGCGUGAAUGAGGAAUAAUCUAAGUAAUACCAGAUGAAAGAGGAGAUUCUAAGCUUUACAUUGAAAGGUCAUUUGUCUUUUUUAUUUAUGAUUAAGUUAUGAUAAAUCAUCGCUAAAUCUUGGUUUCGUUUUUUCUGGGACGCACUGUAUAACCCAUAUUAUUGAACAAAAUGACAUCCCCCUUGGUCAUUUUGCACGGUCCCCCAUUAAAAAUUCCUGAUGCCUCCCUUUGCAUUUUUACACAUGUAUAAUUUGAAAUUUAGAGUUUAAAACUGAAACCAUUCAGUUCAAAUUUUAUGACUUUUUUUUUUGGGGGGGGGGGGAAUUUGGAAAAAUUAUUGUGCUGUCCUCUGGAAUUCAUUUAUAAAAGUAAUAAAACAAAUUGUUUCUCAUCUGAUAUUACUCUGAUUCAAAUAAUCUGUUUCAAUAUUACUGAAUCUUAUCUUUCAUGGAUCUCUGUCUCUUGAUUUAUUGGUAGCUUUAUACUUUAAAAGAAACCAUAGGAAAAAUUGGCUGGUUGGCUCCACUUAACCUGGCGGUUUAAUUUUAGCCAUUACCGCUGCCCAUAGAAAUUUACCCAAUGCGCAACUGCCAUAUUUGGGUAGUACUAGGCCAGUUUUUGUGAUAUACCGGUACUGUAAUCAAAUUUCAUCCAUUUGUAUUUAUGGAGAACCUGGACAUGAAUGAUACAUGUUAUCGUGAUUUUUUGUGUGUGUAGUUUACUGUUUGGGCAAAAAAGGUAUUACUUGACCUGGGGCCCGUUGCAGAAAGAGUUGCUUAAAAAUGCAAAUCAAAAAAUCAAUCGCAAGUCCCAAAUGCACGCCGUUGGUUGGUUGAAAAUCAAGCUGCGCAUGAUUUUUAGCGUUGCGAUUGAUUGCAACUCUUACUGCAACUCUUACUGCAACGGGCCCUUGGUUAGAUAAAGUAAAAAGAUGAUAUUAUUAUUGUUGUUUUUGCUUUAUUAUUUCAUUUAACCUUAAGAAUAUAAGAGGUAUAAAAUAAUGACAAAGAAAGACAUGGUGUCAUGUGGGUUCCUAAUAGAGAAGUUCUGCCUUGUUGACCAUAGUCAUGUCAAAUGUCGUAGUCAAAUUUAUCAAAAUCUGAUAACAAAUAAUGAAGUUAUUGAAGGUUAAGAUUCAGCAAUAUUUUAUGAGAACAGUCAUAUGGAUGCCAUCAUGAAUACGCAAUAGAUACGCUGAUGAUUUAAUAUCUUCAUUUCCAUUUUUCUUUUAUUAUUACAUGAAAUCAACAUUACAUGUAUUUCAUAUUUGCAUAUGUGUUUGUAAAAACAUGUCAUAUUUGGAAAAGAAAAUAGCAUAUAUUUAAUUAUUUCACACAUUAAAUCAGUAAUCAAUCAUAUUUAUACUUCCUUGGGGGAAAAUUUGAACAAACAUACUGUAUAUGUACAUGUACAUGCAUAAUAAACUACCAACUGAAAAGUGGUGAAGAUGCCAUUAUUAGCUAGCUCAUUGCAUAUUCAUGAAGACAUUCAUAUAAAUGUCUCACCGAAAUAAUGCGAAACUCUGAAUCAUCAUAACUUUAUCAUUCUUCAUCCAACAAUGAAAAAAAUCAGUGUUGUUUGAUGAUCUGACCAUAUCACAUAAUUGUCAGCCUGGAGUAGCCAUUUAAUAUUUCUAGCCUGGUCAUCAUAAUUUACAAAUGAUAAGGACAAAAUUGGCAAGAUAUAUCUCUUCAUAUUUGGAUUAUUGGUGGGCCUGGAGAGCCCAGAAAGGAAUAGCUGUUACUUUUCCCGCUAAAUUAAUGGGGCUCAGCAUCCAGUCAAAAUAAAGGAUUCCAUUGGAAGCGACUAUUGGAUUGUACAUGUAAACAUCACCAUCUUGGUCAAACAUCAUCAUCAUAAAUGUAAUUGCCAUUAUCACUUCUUUCCUCAAUAAAGGCUAUGUUAAUGUUGACUCCACUGAGGGGCAUGAUUUAAACACUUACAAAGAAUAGGAUAUUAUAUGCCCGAAGACUUUGGCCCCCAUUAGACAUGCAUGGGGGUUUGAAGCCGCCUUAAAGCCCCUUUCACAAUUGACGUACGACCUGUUUACGACCACCUGCAACAGUUUUUUCUUGUUGUUGCACGAUCGAUCCCUUGGUGUCUUGCGAGCACUCGCAGUCGUUGUAGACGAUCGCACAAACUCGAGGUGGUCGGAGGUGAUCGUGACUGGUCGCAUCUGAACUUUGAACAUGUUCUAAAACCCAAACGCGAUCAAAUACGAUUGAUUCACUCGCAACAGGUCGUACCAUCGGUCGGGCGAUCAUCGUGUGAGUGUUGUUCAACGUUGUACGACUUGGUGCGAGAGGUGGCACAACUAAGUAUAGUCGCAUUUAGUCGACUGGAGGUCGUACAACACUUGCACAUGUGCUGGAGACCUACAGAGACCAGUCUUGCGACUGGGUGCGAUAAUAUGAGACUGUUGCAAGACCGAUCGAAAUUACGGCUUACUACAUUCCACUACCGUUGCAUUCGCAUGUAUGCGACCGUUCAGCCCCUUUCACAAUUGACGUCCGACCAGUUUACGACCGCCUGCAACAGUUUUUUUCUUGUUGUUGCACGAUCGAUCUCUUGGUGUCUUGCGAGCACUCGCAGUCGUUGUAGACGGUCGCACGAACUCGAGGUGGUCGUGACUGGUCACAUCUGAACUUUGAACAUGUUCAAAAUCCGAACGCGAUCAAACACGAUCGAUUCACUCGCAUCAGGCCGUACCCGGGGUCGUACCAUCGGUCGGGCGAUCAUCGUGCGAGUGUUGUUCAACGUUGUACGACUUGGUGCGAGAGGUGGCACAACUAAGUAGUCGCAUUUACUUGACUGGAGGUCGUGCAACACUUGCACAUAUGCAAGCGACCUACAUGUACAGAGACCUGUCUUGCGACUGGUUGCGAUAAUAAUAUGGGCCAUAAGACUGUUGCAAGACCGAUCGCAACGGCUUACAACAUUGCACUACCGUUUCAUUCGCAUGUAUGCGACCGUUCCACUCGCAAUCCCUCGUGCAACACUCGCAUGUGAUCGUACGAGCACAAUAAGAGCAUAUGCGACUUACUCGUGCAACGGGGUUUACUGGUUGUUUUUGUUGUACGACAGCUGUUGCAACUGUGAAAGCCUCUGUGCGAUCUUAUGAGAUGACUAGCGAUUGAUGCCUGUUGCAGCCUGUCGCACGACCAAAAGGUCGCAAAUGGUCGUACGUCAAUUGUGAAAGGGGCUUUAGAUGAUAAUCCCCCUAGUAAUAAUGGUUUAACCCUAAUUCUCCAGGGGGGGGGAGGGCAUAAUUGCACCCCUCGACAAUUUUCGCAAUCUAUCUGCUGCGCAACAUUUUUGUCUCACCUGCAUAGCAGAGUGAGACUACAUGUAAAGGCGCCGCUUUUCCGACGGCGGCGGCGGCGUCAACACCAAAUCUUAACCUGAGGUUAAGUUUUUGAAAUGACAACAUAACUUAGAAAAUAUAUGGACCUAGUUCAUGAAACUUGGCCAUAAGGUUAAUCAAGUAUUACUGAACAUCCUGCCUGAGUUCCAUGUCACAUGACCAAGGUCAGAGGUCAUUAGGGUCAAUGAACUUAGACCAUGUUGGGGGAAUCAACAUCAAAAUCUUAACCUAAGGUUAAGUUUUUGAAAUGUCAUCAUACCUUAGAAAAUAUAUGGACCUAGUUCAUGAAACUUAUACAUAAGGUUAAUCAAGUAUCACUGAACAUCCUGCAUGAGUUUCACGUCACAUGACCAAGGUCAAAGGUCAUUUAAGGUCAAUGAACUUUGGCCGAAUUGGGGGUAUCUGUUGAAUUACCAUCAUAACUUUGAAAGUUUAUGGAUCUGAUUCAUGAAACUUGGACAUAAUAGUAAUCAAGUAUUACUGAACAUCCUGUGCAAGUUUCAGGUCACAUGAUCAAGGUCAAAGGUCAUUUAGGGUCAAUGAACUUUGGCCGAAUUGGGGGUAUCUGUUGAAUUACCAUCAUAACUUUGAAAGUGUGAUGGUCUAGUUCAUAAAACUUGGACAUAAGAGUAAUCAAGUAUCACUGAACAUCCUGUGCACAUUUUAGGUCACAUGACCAAGGUCAAAGGUCAAUGAACUUUGGCCAUAAUGGGGAUAUCUGUUGAAUUACCAUCAUAACUUUGAAAGUUUAUGGAUCUGAUUCAUGGAACUUGGACAUAAGACUAAUCAAGUAUCACGGAACAUCCUGUGCGAGUUUCAGGUCACAUGAUCAAGGUCAAAGAACUUUGGCCACGUUGGGGGUAUUUGUUGAAUUGCCAUCAUAUCUCUUUAAGUGUAUUGGUCUAGUUCAUAAAACGUGGAAAUAAGAGUAACCAAGUUUUCACUGAACAUCUUGUGCGAGUUACAGUAUAGUAGUUAUCAAAAUCAGCACUGCUGCUAUAUUGAAUCACGUGAUGCAGGCGAGACAGCUAGAGGCAUUCCACUUGUUUUACCUCGCCGCUCUCUGACUUUUUACUUUCAAGUCUCGCACAAAUUUUGAGAUCAAAUUUGUGACACCGCGGUACGCGGUUACCACAUUAUGCUACAUUAUGUAAGUGCGUGUCAGACCCCAAAUUGCUCAUAAACGUGAUUUUAUGUACAAAUCCAAUGCAGAUUGUGUAUGUAUUAGCCACAAUUCAUAAAUGUAUCACUUUAUUUCUACUUUUACUGAUUAAACUUAAUUAAUUUUGCCUUGUUUAUGAUCAGAAUUAAGUCUGGAAUGAUUUCCAUUGAAAAAAACAAAGAAAUACAUAAGAAAUAAAAAAAAACAAUAAAAUACAGAAGAAAUCGGUCUUGUUACCAGAAUUCUUUUCAUUCACAAUUGUUAGGAAUGCUAUAAAGAAUAUUUUCACCAGCAUUUUAGGAGCAUUUAGUGAAUCAGAGCAAAAAGUAUGAUUUCAUGUAUAAAAUAGUAUAAGUAAUUCAUAUAAAAUCAAAAGAUAUGAAUUCAGUGAAAUUUACCAAUGCAACUGGGUAGAUUAUGUCAUUCUCUACCAUCAUGCAAAUUUUCGUUGUGAUCGCGCAAUCCGCAGCUGAGAUCUUAAGGGGGGCCAUAAUGCCCCCCCCCCCCUCCCCCUCCGGAAUGACAAGAAUCAAAAUACCCCAGGAGAUUUAGGGUUAAGGCCUUGAUGAUGCCUAUUCAUGUGACACAAGUCACCUGCCUUUUCAUGUCAACAUGUGAUAUUAUUCACUCCCACCAUGUGCAUGGUUCUUAACUAUUGUUCACCAUUUCUAGUUAAGUGGUCAAGCCAGCCUGAAUCCACUUGCGGGAUUGUUGCUAGCCUGAUGCCGGCUUCAAACCAUAUCCAAAGGGUAGAAUCAGUCCGAGCCGGUGUCGGUUCGGCUUUCCCAAAAAAGGGGGGGGGGGUGAAUAUACACGUCGUAUAUACAUGUCUGGCGUAUAUUGUGUGUCACCAUCCAUACAUGUAAAUGAAUAAACAGUAAAACAUGAAUGAAUUAUCAAUUCAAUGGAUUCCAAGAGUAACACCAAGACCAAGUUGACUUUGGUAUCCAAUGGUAACUUCUGUGCCAUCAAGGAUUCAAUGUAAGACACCCAUGAGUGGUAAGCUUACCAUUAUACUGUGAAUCAGGGCCCUUAUCUUCACCCUAGUAAACAAACCUCAAAUAUUUUCUUGGGGCAAGUAAUCCAUUUGGGCUGAGUAGCUAUUCCAUUAUUUUAACUACUGUACCAUGAUAUUUGAUUUCUCUAGGCAGAAGAGUGUUUCAUCCAUAUUUUGUUUCUCUGACAAGUCCGUUCUGACAACUCUCCUUGAUUUUUAUUUGCUGAUAAGCACAUAUUACUAUACUAUGGCAAUUCCUUUCAUAAAACUCUCCCCAGGUCUCCCUAAGUGUAUUUUUUAAUUGUGAUAUAUUUAUUUCAAAUAAACAACUCAAAUUAUUGUUUUUCUUUUCUUUUUAUAGAAAUAGGAA